Molecule: messenger RNA, 642 nt
Organism: Penicillium manginii
Lineage: Eukaryota; Fungi; Ascomycota; Eurotiomycetes; Eurotiales; Aspergillaceae
Exons: 1
Coding region: 1-642 (213 amino acids)
Source: RefSeq, a predicted model, not a curated record
AUGGUCACAUCUACCUAUAACCCAUGUCUUUUAAUCUCAACAGCAAAGACAGUCUUUGGCGUUAUCGGAAUACAGACCGAUGACACCCUGAUCUUAGGGUCCGAUGAGUUUGCCACGCUCGAAGAGAAAGAAUUAGCAGAGGCAAAGUUCAGCGCCAAACCCAAGGAUACACUAUCUCCAGGGAGCCCACUAAUAUUCAAUGGCUGUGUCCUCACACAGAAGGAAGGAGAUGUUACAGUUGAGUUACGCCAGAAGGACCAGGGUAAGAGACUCAAGCCUAUCAACCACAAAUCCAAGGACUUCAAACACACAUACAUAGAACAACAUACUCGCGGAGCUUACAUUACAACAAUCUGCCAGCCGGAGGCUACAUUCGACCUAUCCAUUGCCGCCCAACACCAGGAUCCUGCAGAAGCCGACGUUAACACGUUGAACAAACGUGUUAUGUGGCAAAUAACAAAUCUGGACAGAGGCAUCAAAUACAUCACAAUAGAUCUAUUAACUGUAAAACUCUUCGUAUUCGUCGAUAGAUCAUUCACAAACAACAAAGAUUUCAGCUCCCAGAUUGGAUAUAAGAUUAUCCUCGCAAACGAAUCCGCUCAGAAUAAGGAAUUUGAGAUCACCAGAAACCUAAUCCAUUAG